CUGGUGGAUAUCGAAUCGAAGGGAGAUGGAAAAGGCUUCUGCUACGGAAACAGCCGUGCCCUUUAUCAACUGAUACGAUCGAUUGGCCCUAGGAGAGCAACGGUCAGCGAAACGAUAAGUGAGAAAGAUGGCUCAUUAAUUCACUCGCAAAAACGUCGACUGGAGAGAUGGGCCGAACACUUCGAAGAGCAGCCGGGUUUCUGGAUUGGGGUUAGCAGGUGGCCAGCUGAAUUGUUGUUCGAAGUACUGUGCCCAGCGAUCCAAAUGUUCUGCUUUGCUGCAUAUCAGGGAGCCAUUUUGGUCCCUGAUUGUUUCACUGACAAGAGGUUUCCGAGGACCAGUCGAACGAAUCAACUGGAACAAUUUGCGCACGUUUCCAGCAUUCUUUGCAUCUUCCAUUUCUUCGACCUUUCGGGUCCACCAAGCUUCUCGGUCUGCGCGGACACUCAGUUUCACCUGGCGUCGGGUGAUGUGCCGGAUGGAGUUGUGGUGGCGAACAGGUGGGAUUUAUGCACCAAUUUACCAGCUCGCGCGUGCAAUGCGCAGCUACCUAUCCCUUCCCCCAAAUCAUCGGUGAACGAAACUGCGGCAGCUACAACCAGUCUUCUGAGCAGCCCUCGUAUUCAAGCCAUACAAACCCAUCAGAACCAACCCUUCCCAUUCCUGCCUGCCGGUCCGAUUUCGGAUGUUGACGCUCACUGGAGGCAGAUAUCGAUAACUGUGCAUAAUGCCGAGACUCCUAUGUGCGAUACCAUUCAGCUAACAUUUUCCAGUCAUUGGAUCUCUGGUAGGACCUUAGUUAUGCUGGUUGCCAGGCGACAAAUUCAGUUCGGUUCAGUUUAUCGUGUA
This is a messenger RNA of Opisthorchis viverrini, 849 nucleotides long. RefSeq lists its product as hypothetical. Lineage: Eukaryota; Metazoa; Platyhelminthes; Trematoda; Opisthorchiida; Opisthorchiidae. The annotation marks the transcript as partial. The record is from RefSeq and is a predicted model, not a curated record. The transcript has 3 exons.